CAGCAGUGGACGGUUUGUCCACUUUUCUUUCUAUGCAGUGCUAUAAAGUUUGUUUCCAUUGCCAUUCCUGGAACUUUACUUUCCUCGUAUUUUCUCCCUUGAAAUAUUUCUGUGCUGUCCACCAUCCACAGCUUAGAAGAAGCAACUUUAUGCCCAGACUAAAAACAAAAAUGAAUUGAUAUAGAUGUUAGAAAUAAGCUGCAUGCAAGUCUCAUGGUGGAUGAUUCUGGGCGUUUUCCUUUAAUGUAAAGCCAAAGGAGAUAAAGAGAAGUUCUCAGAGCUGCAAGCCAAUAAAGUCCCAGCCACUAGUCCUGUUGCAACUCCAUCACCAAGCAGGAACCAUGCACUUCUGGAAGCUGCAGGACCAAGCAAUGUGGCGAUCAACGCCAUCUCUGCCAACAUGGACUCCUUUGCACGUGGCAGAACAGCAGUUCUCAACCAACAGCCGAUUCAUAUGGAAGCUGCACAUUUUGGAGACUUAGGUCAUUCUUGCCUGAAUUAUAAAGCUGAAGAGACUAACUCCAGGCUCUCAAAGACUCUUGAACAAGUCCUGCAGGACAGCACUGCUCUCCCGUACAUCAUCCAGUUCAUGGAGAUGCAAGGAGUUGGACAUUUAGUUAAAUUCUGGUUGGAGGCAGAAAGUUUCCGCUCCACAAGCUGGUCUCGCAUCAGAGCCCACAGCCUGAACACAGUCAAACACAGCUCUUUAGCAGAACCUGCUUCCCCUGCAAACAGACGUUGUGAUGCUGAUGUGCCAGUAUCAUGUGACUCCGGUACUACUGACCUGCAGGCGAAGGACAAUCUGGUUUCUAGCGGUGCUAAAAUUAGUGUCCUGGACCCCACUAGCCUGGACUGUGUUGGGCGAAAUAAAACAUCUCCAAACCACUCAUUUAAUCUGGGUGGCAGUGAUCUGAAUCCAUUGCAUGUUGGGACAACAAGAACGGUAACCAUUCAUACAGAGGCCGCAAGUCAAGAAUCUCUAAAACCUGCAUCGAAAGGACAUCCACACCAAACAGGGCUGAAAGACCUAUCAGACAAACUGAUGAAAAGUAUAGAACGUGAUGCAGUUAAUAUAUUUACUAAAUACAUUUCACCAGAUGCUUCUAGACCAAUUCCAAUUAUAGAAACAAUGAGAAAUGACAUAGUAGCUAAGAUAUGUGGAGAGGAUGGACAAGCGGAUCCCAACUGUUUUGUCUCUGCACAAGCUGUAGUGUAUGUUAUAAUGGAAAAAGAGCACUUUACAGAAUUUUUACGGAGUCAUCAUUUUUGUAAAUACCAAAUUGAGGUGUUGACUAGUGGCAUUGUUUACCUGGCUGAUAUUCUUUUCAAUGAGUCAGCACUCUUCUAUUUCUCAGAGUAUAUGGAGAAAGAAGAAGCUGUAAAUAUCCUGCAGUUUUGGUUGGCUGCAGACAACUUCCAAGCUCAACUGGCUGCUAAAAGCGGGCAGUACGAUGGUCAAGAAGCACAGAAUGACGCCAUGAUCUUGUAUGAUAAGUACUUUUCUUUGCAAGCUACUCACCCUUUAGGAUUUGAUGAUUCUGUCCGAUUAGAAAUAGAGUCAAAUAUCUGCAGAGAAGGAGGACCACUCCCUGACUGUUUCACCACUCCAUUAAGGCAAGCCUGGACAACAAUGGAAAAAGUUUACUUACCUGGUUUCUUGUCUAGUAAUUUGUACUACAAAUACUUGAAUGAUCUCAUCCACUCAGUGCGAAAUGAUGAAUUUACAGGAGCCUAUACUCCCUUUCUUGGCCAAGGACCAAAUAGCCCUCAUGAACAUGAACCUAGCACAGGCAGUUCUGAUGCCAGUGUGGCACAGCACGGCGUCAGAAAGGCCACAGUAAAAAUCCUGAAAAACUUUGAUGAAGCAAUAAUAGUUGAUGCUGCAAGCCUAGAACCGGAAUCUUUAUAUCACAGGACCUUUGCAGGGAGAAUGACAUUUGGGAAGAUCAAUGAACUUGGCCAGUUUAUAAGAGAGUCUGAACCAGAGCCGGAUGUGAAAAAAUCAAAAGGUUCCAUGUUUUCACAGGCGAUGAAGAAAUGGGUACAGGGGAGCACGGAUGAGGCCCAGGAAGAGAUGGCGUGGAAGAUUGCCAAGAUGAUUGUCAAUGACGUCAUACAACAAGCACAAAGUGAGCCACUCAUUGCGAAGCCCACAAAGUGGACCAGAAUGUAAAGGAAACAUUUGUGUGUCUCAGCUAUGACUAAAAGGAAGAAGAGUUGAUUCUCGUAUCCUCCUGUUCAACCAGCUUCUCUUCACGUACAGCAGAGGCCUCCUCCUUUCUGUUAACACAGCCAUGAAACUACACCGUACUUUACACAGUCUGAUAUUACUCCGUUGUUUGUAUGAAGAAAACUAUGCAUUCCAGGAUCGCCAGCCUCAAGUUGCGCACAUGUUUCAACAACCUUAAUACCAGUCAGGAUACUACAUGAAGGGUUUUCUCAUGAAGUUGCUGCCUCGAGAUGCAAAUCAAAGGAUUACAAAGCGCUCUUUAAAUCUGGGUUCUGGGUGUAUGGUUUGAGAACAUUUGCAGUGACUAUUAUAAUAGAGCUUUGCUGUGUUCUAAAUGCCACUCCAUUGGUUUGUUGCAGUUUGUUUUGUCAGCCGUUAGAUGAUACCUUCAGGAUUUUUGUUCAAAAAAUCGGCAGAAUGGGGGAAAAAUCUAUGAUUUUUUUUUGUAAAAGUUUUGGAAAAUCACUCAUUUCUAGCUGAUAUCUGAUAAAUGGAGAUAUUUACUCAGAUGCUACCUAAUUGUAUUGAGAUUGAGUAUUAUCACAGAAACAAGCAAACAGGCUGUGUGUAGGUUUUUGGUACUAUGUACCAUUUCUAUGUUUUCGGAUGCAUAAGUAUUCAUGUACUUAAUCUAAAAUCAUACCUAUUUAAUUGUGUUUGAUUUAAAAUACAUAUAUUAUUGAGGAUGA
Molecule: messenger RNA, 2919 nt
Organism: Carcharodon carcharias (great white shark)
Lineage: Eukaryota; Metazoa; Chordata; Chondrichthyes; Lamniformes; Lamnidae
Gene: akap10
Product: A kinase (PRKA) anchor protein 10
Exons: 16
Coding region: 401-2173 (590 amino acids)
Biological process (GO): intracellular protein localization
Cellular component (GO): plasma membrane
Molecular function (GO): protein kinase A binding
Source: RefSeq, a predicted model, not a curated record